GGCGGCCCAGGGCGUGCAAGUGGGGGGUGGGUGGGCCCCAAGGCUGCUGGGUGAGCUGGGUGAGCUGCCAAUGCUGUCUUUUGUGUGUGAAGGACCGUGCCUCCCCCGGCGCGCGUCCCGUUUCCCGGAAGUGCCAGUAUCCGCCGCGGGUGGGCGCGGGACGUAUGGCCCCGCAGCAGCGUCCGCGCCACCCGAGGAGACAGGCGCGCAGGUUGCCGCUGUUUCACGAGCCUAGAGCCUGUCAGCUCCUGUGCACGCUCACCCAGACAGCUACGUGAAUGAGAGGAUAGAAUAGUUCUGGGCUGCAUCAUCGUAGGGAGUCAACGUUACUUUUGGCAAGUGCUGUCUUCCCUGGCAAUUGUGGUUCAUGGCUCAGCACUAACUCAGACCAUGUGGACCGCAGAUGAGAUUGCCCAGCUGUGUUACGAGCACUAUAGGAGCAGGCUGCCCAAGCAGGGGAAGCCUGAGCCCAACCGUGAGUGGACGUUAUUAGCAGCUGUGGUGAAGAUAAAACCUGCAGCUGACCAGGCCUGCGGCGGCACUAACAGACGAGCACAAGUGACAAAGGAAGUUGUCUCAAUGGGAACAGGAACGAAAUGCAUAGGCCAGUCCAAAAUGAGGAAGAGCGGAGACAUCCUCAAUGAUAGCCAUGCUGAGGUCAUAGCCAGGAGGAGUUUCCAAAGGUACCUUCUCCAUCAGCUCCACUUGGCAGCCGCCCUGAAGGAGGAUAGCAUCUUUGUCCCUGGAACUCAGAGAGGGCUGUGGAAACUCAGACCAGACCUCUUGUUUGUGUUUUUCUCCAGCCAUACACCCUGUGGGGAUGCCUCCAUCAUUCCAAUGCUUGAGUUUGAAGAUCAGCCCUGCUGUCCUGUCCAUAGAGAUUGGGCCAAUAACCCAUCAGUAGAAGCCAGUGGUGAUCUGGAAGAUCCUGAAGAUAAAAAGAAAUGUGAAGACCUGGGUAGUCCUGUGACCAAAAAGAUGAGGCAUGAGCCUGGGAUUCCUGACAGUGUGGCCCACCAUCAGAGUUUUGGCCAUCAGGAAAGUGGCCCAGUCCCACCAAGUGUCAGUGGCUCUCAUCUUACUGCAGAGGAACUGGCCGCUGUCACCGGAAUGGCCCCCAGUGGUGCCAAAGUGGUGGACGUUCAUAGAACCGGAGCCAAAUGUGUGCCAGGAGAAGCUGGAGACUCGGGGAAGCCUGGUGCUGCAUAUCACCAGGUGGGACUGCUCCGAGUGAAGCCCGGCCGGGGAGACCGGACUUGCUCCCUGUCCUGCAGUGACAAGCUGGCCCGGUGGAAUGUCCUCGGAUGCCAGGGCGCACUGUUGAUGCACCUUCUAGAAGAGCCCGUCUACCUGUCAGCCGUGGUGAUUGGGAGGUGCCCAUACAGCCAGGAGGCCAUGCAGAGAGCUCUGACUGGGAGGUGUCGGAACGUCUCAGCGCUACCCAAAGGCUUUGGAGUUCAGGAAGUGAAAAUAGAGCAGUCAGGUUUCCUGUUUGAACAGAGCCGCUGCGCGGUGCAGGCAAAAAGGGCUGAUGGCCCCGGCCGACUUGUUCCUUGUGGUGCAGCCAUCAGCUGGAGUGCAGUUCCUGAGCAGCCGCUGGAUGUCACUACCAAUGGUUUUCCGCAGGGAACAACAAAGAAAGCAAUCAGGUGCCUCCAGGCCAGAUCCCGAAUCAGCAAAGUGGAACUCUUUAGAUCAUUUCAGAGACUGCUAAGCAGUAUUUCAGAGGACAAGUGGCCAGACUCCCUCAGGGAGGACGGAGAGCUAAGGUGGGAGGACAAUGGCCACCGCUGCGGACCUUGGAAAGGCAACCACCUCAAAGUGAAAGAACACUCCCAAAGUUCCACUGCAAGGCAAGAAAAAAUGAAGUCACUUCUGCGCAGCCUCCCACCUCGCACGUGACCCUCUCACAGCUCUGUCUGUUAUGGGAUGGGCGAGGGCACCUGCAGGCUUGGGUUCACCCUUUCCCAACUCCGAUCCCCCUAGCGACUCUCUGAAGGCUGCAAGCACUGGUGGAAGGUUAAGGGAGGCCCUGCACUUCCCUAAGGGGGCUGGCAGGAGCUGAGGAAGAGGCUGCGGCUCAAGUGCCUUGGGGAGAUGGAUGGCAGGGCUGAGUCACACACCAGCUUUCAGGGGAGACCCUGAGGCAGUUCUGUGUGUGCUGCCGUCAGGUGAUCAGCAUUUGCAUAAAGCCCAAUGAUGUCGCACACAACUUUUGUUUUAGAAACAAUUUUUCUUAAUAAAACCAAACUGCUGCAUUAAGUGUAGGACAGAAAGCCAUUAACUGGGGCCAAAGGAGCUUCCUCAGAGGAGAGGAAGCCUGGUUAGUGAUUCUUGAAAAUCCUGACUUGGGUCACUGGUGUCGCGUGCUUUAGGGCAGAUUCUUACCAGAUUGCAAAGGCAAAUGGGAGUGAGAGAAAAAAGGAAGCAGCCUCUGCUGCCCUGAGAAUCACUUUUCAUUUCCAAUUCGAUUUAUAUAUCAGGGAUAAUGGAGGGAGGGGGCAGUUGCUAAUCUACAGCCAUUUUAAUUGCUAGAUUAACAUGGAGCCAUCAGAGUAACAAUGUCUCCAGAAGCCGGCUCAUUUCCUCUAAGAAAUAUCAGAGGCUCAGAAUUGAUAAAAUAAAUUCAAUGCCACAGGUCCUAGUCGCCUACUCCCUCCACUAAGAAGCCACCUCCAGGAAGGAGGACAGGGUCACCGAGACUCUGCAGAAGCUGCAGGUGGAAUGAGUGAAGAUUUAACUCCCCACCACCUUAAGAGAAGCUGAGUGUGACCACAGACACCCAGGAUUUCCUACCCCAAUGAAAAGUGCACCCAACACCAUGAUGCCUAGAGGCCCGGGAAGGGAAGCUAGAAGAGCCCCAACAGGCAGCAAGACUGCCUCUGCCAACACCCCAGCUUCUUGAACUACAGCUGUAGGAGACCAACAGCACCCAGCAGCCAGGCCCAGGCCUAUCUCCUCAGGCAGAACUUUUCACUUCUCCCCUAACCUGCUUCUCUGCCAAACACAGGAAACGGAGGUGAUGGAGAUUGGGAAAGCGAAAAUUAGACCAAAAAAUAGCCAGAGCUCUCUACCUUUCAAAGGAAAAGGACUGGAAUUUGGCUUACACCUUUUCUGGAGCUUUCAAGGAUUUUCAAAAGGAACGUAUUUUGGCCACAAUGGGCUAGUUCCCAGAAUUUCUGAAAGCCUUAGGUUUUAGAAGUACUACUUUUGGGGGGUAACAAAUGAGACUUAGUUUGGGUCUCCAAGAUGAAAUGUAGCCAGGAACUCACAUUCAGGGGAGAGAGAGACUAGCAUCUGGCUCAGGGGCUAGUACUUAACCAGUAAUGACAAAGGACUGACCAGGAAUUUAGAAGAAGGAGCCAGUUCGUUUUUUUUCCACCGGGGACUAAAGCUGGGCUGUCAAAUACACAGAAGAAGGGAACUGUAAUGCCCCUGCCUUGAGAUUCAGGCCCCAAGGUAUCCCAAAGAAUGCUUCCAGGCAGCACAACAGCUAGAGCAACAGGGGCAAUUCCUCUGACAGUCGGAGCAGGUGGUACCAGGGAGGAGUAAGUCUGUAAAGAGACCUCAGAGCCUUUUGCUGGACAACAGCCAUUUCAGCAUACCUGAGGAUCAGGCAGCUACAGACUUGCACAGUGGCACAGAACUAAGUUUGGAGAGCAAGCAGCAGGGUGAUUAACUGAACCUGAGCCUCAGCAGGGCCCACAAGCUCCCAGUAGAGAAUGACAGGACUUAUUUCAUGGGUCAUUUGAAGAAAACCUCAUUUUAGGCUUCAGUUCUACUGAUGGCUUAAACCUAAGUAAAUCCUCAGCUGUUUUAAAGGAUUUAUGAGGGUCUGAGGCUAGAUUUCAAUUUUUUUUUUUUUUUUAAAUCCAACCUUGUUCUAUCUUCUUGAUCCAAAGUACAUUCCCAUGUACCACGGCCCUUUCGUAUUUUCCUUGAGUUCCUCAGGUCAGGGAGCACAAAAUCCAGAUUUCCAGUCAGGACCCCUAAAGAGUUUCCUAACCUCCAAAAUGUAGAGUUCUGUGCACAGCCGAGCAGAUGGCCAGUGCC
This is a messenger RNA of Zalophus californianus (California sea lion), 4053 nucleotides long. It is a transcript of the gene ADAT1, whose product is annotated as adenosine deaminase tRNA specific 1. The record is from RefSeq and is a predicted model, not a curated record. Bases 391 to 1902 code for a protein of 503 amino acids. The transcript has 12 exons. Gene Ontology annotation, biological process: RNA processing. Gene Ontology annotation, molecular function: RNA binding; adenosine deaminase activity. Lineage: Eukaryota; Metazoa; Chordata; Mammalia; Carnivora; Otariidae.